CCUGUGCUCAUACGUCCGGAAGUUUUCGUCGUAGUCGACUUCGAAAUUUGCUCAGCAAUGAAGUUCAGCAAGCACAAGAUUUCACGCUACAUCGCUAUCCUAGGAAACUCUGCCAAUCUGCGGUACCGAAGCAUGGUGCAGCCAAAAGUACAGUUGACCAUUGUUGGAAUCAGCGUGACGGAAAAGCGCUCUGAUGAACCCUACAUGGUGGAAGUAUCUGGCUAUGAAGCAACGAAAAACGUGCUUUAUGGAGAAACUGUAGCAAAGUUUAUGAAUUUCGUUGCCCAGAAAGCUUAUUUUGCCACGUCUGACAUUAUCAUGCUCCUUACUGGGAGAAAUAUGUCUCGAUGGAAUAAUGACAAACUCAUUGGAAAUUGUGGAGGUUUUGCAUAUCUCGCUGGAGCCUGUACAAAGUGGAGAGUAGGAAUGACCGAAGAAAGAGUUGGCAGCUACUAUGGUGUAUUCGUAUUUGCGCACGAGCUUGCACACAGCCUUGGAUGUGUACACGAUGGACAGGGUGCUGAUUCAUGGCCUGAAGGACAUAUAGGCUCAGCUGAUUGCCCAUCUAAAGACAGCUAUAUGAUGAGUUAUGAGUUCAGAGCACCAAACAUGUACAAGUUUUCUCCAUGUUGCCAACGAGAGGUCCUCAAUGUCUACAAUCGCCCUAGAUACGAAUGCCUUAUCUUGAAGAAUUCUGUAACAACAAGCAUACACUCCAGCAAGUUUCCUGGAGAGGUCUCAAGCCGGACAACAUACUGUCGGCAAGUUUACAGCCGUUACACCUAUGUGACUGCGGAUAAGAAAUACGACAUGAGGAAAUGCAUAGUAAGAUGUUUUAUUAACAAAAAUGGAGGGAACAUGCUAAUCGGCGCUGUGGAUGGCGUUCAUUGCGACAAGAAAAAGAUUUGUGUACUCGGCAAUUGUACUUCCAAGCCUGAAAUAGACAAAGCGGAAUAAUGCCUACAGGUGGAGAAUCAUUUAAAAAAACUUCCU
Messenger RNA from Rhipicephalus microplus (southern cattle tick), 993 nucleotides. RefSeq names its product venom metalloproteinase BumaMPs1-like. Gene Ontology annotation, molecular function: metalloendopeptidase activity. The record is from RefSeq and is a predicted model, not a curated record. Gene Ontology annotation, biological process: membrane protein ectodomain proteolysis. NCBI's taxonomy places the organism in Eukaryota, Metazoa, Arthropoda, Arachnida, Ixodida, Ixodidae.